AUGGCUGCAGUCGCAAACCAGCACCAGCAGCCACUUCCGGCCUCAAGCAAUGCUCGCAACUCGCCCGCAUCCACCGCCGAGUACUCUCGCGACUCCCCUCCGCAAGAUGGAGGAAUCGUUCCUCCACCGCCGCCGCCACUUCCCGCAAACGCUCCCGUACAACCCCCGGCAAAAGGCAAAGCGAAGGGCAAGAAGGGCGGGAACAGCUCUACAGAUCCAUCAGAUGCGCAAAAAGCACUCCUGUCGAAGAUUCACCAGCUCGAGGCAGCCAGCACCGAGGAUGCGCAUCAGAAUGCCGAGAUCGAGGCCGAGGUCAAGAAGGCGAAUCGCGAUCUCUCGCAACUGCUCAACACGCUCGAGCCGCACAACAGCAAGCUCGACAUCCUGCAGCGGAAGUACAGCGAGCUACUGUCUGACAUGAAGAGAGUGGAGCGAGAACAUGUCAAGGCGAAGAAGAGGGGCGACCAGCUGCAGAAGGAGAAGGAGGAGAUUGGAAAGGAGAGGACGCGGGAGAGAGGACUGAAGGAGAAGCUGGAGAAGCUGAGCAGGGAGUUGACCCGGGAGAACAAGAAGCUGAAGGACGACUACCGCGACCUGAAGGAGAAUUCGGCCAACAGGAAUGACGAGUUGCAUCAGAAGCUGGAGAACCUCGUCCUCGACGUGAACGAGGUCGUCUCCGAGACGCGCGCGCCGGAGCGGCAGAGUCCCGAAUUGGAGCAGGACCGGCUGUUCCGCGAGAAGUUCACGUCGUUUCUCCACCAAUACGAGCUACGCGAGCUCCACUUCCAGUCGCUGCUGCGGACGAAGGAGCUGGAGAUGCAGUAUCAGAUCGCGCAGCACGAGGCUCUCAAGAAGGCGCAGGCGAGCGAGUUGUCGAAGAGCCACCAGCUGACGCGGCAGGUCAGUACCUUCAGCCAGACGGAGAACGAGUUGCGCGGUCAGCUGAAUGUGUACGUGGAGAAGUUCAAGCAGGUAUGUGUGCGCUGCUGUCCGGCAAUGGUGUGGCUGAUUAUAGUCUGUCCUGGUAACUGACUGACCCUCCAGCAGGUGGAAGACACACUGAACAACAGCAACGACCUGUUUCUCACUUUCCGGAAGGAGAUGGAGGAGAUGUCCAAGAAGACUAAGCGUCUGGAGAAGGAGAAUCUCAACCUGACCCGCAAGCAGGAAGCGACGAAUAAGAACAUCUUCCAGAUGGCCGAGGAGCGAUCGCAGAGCCAGCAGACGAUCGAUCGGCUGACGAGAGAGAACGAGAAGCUGAAGAAGCUGUGCCGGGCCAUGCAGUCGCAAGGCUACGGUGGAGCGAAUAUGCAAGGACUACAGCCCCAUCACGGUGGGGAUGCGCAUGGUGGCGCAGACGAGUUUGACGAAGGCUUGGAGGGCGAGACGGAGAGUGAGUACGAGGAUGAGGAGUACGACGAGGACGAGGAGGGCGAGUACGACGACGACGACACGGAGGAAGAGGCGAUGCUAGAGGUCAUCGAGCCGCCGCGGAGAACGUACGGUCCGCCUCCUCCACCUCCCGUCGAGCCGGCCGAGUUGGUGAAUGGCAAGAUGAACGGAGUCAACGGAAUGAAGCACUAA
This is a messenger RNA of Lecanosticta acicola, 1584 nucleotides long. Lineage: Eukaryota; Fungi; Ascomycota; Dothideomycetes; Mycosphaerellales; Mycosphaerellaceae. The record is from the annotation of a GenBank genome assembly.